Sus scrofa (pig) is the source of this 4712-nucleotide messenger RNA. It is a transcript of the gene TNIP2, whose product is annotated as TNFAIP3 interacting protein 2. Gene Ontology annotation, biological process: positive regulation of canonical NF-kappaB signal transduction; toll-like receptor 2 signaling pathway; cellular response to lipopolysaccharide. NCBI's taxonomy places the organism in Eukaryota, Metazoa, Chordata, Mammalia, Artiodactyla, Suidae. The record is from RefSeq and is a predicted model, not a curated record. Gene Ontology annotation, molecular function: K63-linked polyubiquitin modification-dependent protein binding.
GGGGGGGCGGGGCGCGCCGGGAAAAGUUCCGGGAAGGGGGGCCGCCCGCCCAGACCCGGCGCGGAAGUUGCCGGCGGGCGCGCGUCUUCCCGGACAGGCCCGUAGCCAUGUCGUCCGGGGGCGCGGGGUCGGGCGGGCCGGAGGGGGCCCCUCGCGCGGCUGCCGCGCUCUGCGGCCUGUACCACGAGGCCGGGCAGCGGCUGAGGCGCCUGCAGGACCAGCUGGCCGCUCGGGACGCCCUCAUCGCGCGCCUGCGCGCCCGUCUGGCGGCGCUUGAGGGGGACGCGGCGCCGUCGCUCGUGGACGCGCUGCUGGAGCAGGUGGCGCGCUUCCGAGAGCAGCUCCGGCAGCAGGACGGCGGCGCCGCGGAGGCCGCGCUGCGCCAGGAAAUUGAGAGACUUUCUGAGCAACUAGAAGAAAAAGAGAGGGAGACACAGCAGCUGAUGAACCAGCCAGAGCACGAGCGGGAGAAGGAAGUGGCCCUGCUGAGAAGAAGCGUGGCAGAGAAGGAGCGGGCCCGGGCCGCCAGCGACAUCCUGUGCCGCUCCUUGGCCGAUGAGACCCAUCAGCUGCGGAGGACUCUGGCCGCCACUGCCCACAUGUGCCAGCAUCUGGCCAAGUGUCUGGAUGAACGCCAGCGUGCACAGGGGGACGUAGGGGAGAGGGGCCCUGAGACAGAGUGUGCAAGUGGGGACGCCUCUGUCCAGGCUGUUGUCGAGAAGUUACAGGAGGAGAAUCGACUGUUAAAGCAGAAGGUCACGCACGUGGAAGACCUCAAUGCCAGGUGGCAGCGCUACGAUGCCAGCAGGGACGAGUACGUGAGGGGGCUCCACGCACAGCUGAGGGGGCUGCAGGCCCCGCUUGAGCCUGAGAGCCCCUCCUCGCCCGAGCGCCUGCAGAAGGAGAUCGCCCGGCUCAACAGACAGCUGGAGGAGAAGGUGGACGCCUGCGCGGAGGCGAAGCAGGAGCUGGCGUCCGCGAGGAGGGCCCGGGACGCGGCGCUGGAGCGGGUGCAGAUGCUGGAGCAGCAGAUUCUCGCCUACAAGGAUGACUUCUCGUCAGAAAGGGCUGACCGAGAACGGGCCCAAACUCGGAUCCACGAGCUGGAGGAGCAGGUGGCCUCCCUGCGGCACCAGGUGUCCUGGAGACAGGACUCUCGAGAGCCAGGCUCCUGCCGGGUUCGCACCGGCGGCAACACUCCCGCGUACCUAGAGGCUGAUGCUUCGGAGCUUGCGGUGCCGGGUGGCCGGAGGUUUGGGACUGGGUCCCCGUGGUUGGAGCUCCCUGCGGAGGGCAAACGCCCUGGAGCGACCGCAAGAGGCCAGGGCGACCUUCAGUGCCCCCACUGCCUGCGGUACUUCAGUGACGAGCAGGGCGAGGAGCUCUUCAGACACGUGGCCGAGUGCUGCCAGUGAGCCCUGAGGCGCGGAGCGGGGCUCCCAGCACACAGCCCCGGGGGCCAGGCCCCCAGGACGGGCGGGGCGUGGCUUCCGAGCCCUCACCCAGGUGCCUUUGGGUCAGAGGGAACUUCCGGCGGGACCGGAGGCUGGAGGCAGAGGCGGGGGUUGGGAGCGUCUGUGCCCAGGAGGCUUGGCCCUGCUUCUCGUGUGGACUUGGGUCUCCCAGCUGCGGGCCGAGGUCGUGAGUACACGGUUGGAAGUGGGCCAGCGCCACGCAGGUGGGGGGUGCCGCCUCUCUGGGCAGCGGUGGCCGCCGUGUUCGAGCCCCCACCCCACCGGGAGGCGUGCAGGGCCCAGCGCCGGCUCUGUGAGACGCGUUGCUUACCUUACUUAUUUCUGUAAUAAAUGUUCUUGCUUCAGUGACGGUUCCGCUCCGAGAAUGAGUUGGGGGCUGGGGUGCAGUGAGCUGGCAGCAUGUUCAUCGGGGCAGGGGUUGGUCAGCUGUGAGCAGAAAUACUGUUUCUCUCCUGCUCGGCGUGCAAAAGAGGGGCUGCGGUCCGGCCAGCCUGGCAUGCUGCCGCCGUCCCGAGCCCUGGCCCAGGGUGGGAGGUGAAGGGCAGGGGAUGGGGCGGGAGGAAGCAGGCGUCCUCUCGGGUCAGGGCAGUGGGGGCUCUGUUAACUCACUCAACCCUCAAGACAGUCCGGGAGGUCAGCGUCCUCAUCCUCCGCGUGGAUGUGGAACACGUGGCACAGAGAGGGAAGGUCACUUGCCCAAGAUCACACAGUAGCUAGUUGGUAAAGCUGGGACUCAACCCAGGCCACGUGGCUCCUGAGCCCAUGUUCUUUGCUGUUGGUCUGUGCUUCCCGCCGUGACUUGAGCAUGAAGGGCUAACACUAGACCAUCCUCCUCCAGUUGUAGUUCAGGUGUCAGCUCCUCGGGGGGGUUCCCUGCGCGCCCCACUGGAAGUGGUCAGUCUGUGUGGCGUGGGGCACUGGAACCGCAGAACGCCUGUCGCACAUCCUGAGGAGCUGGAAGGGCUCCUGGUGGAUACCUGGUGCUGGAAAUGGACGGGGCUCCAUCCUGGAGAGAAGGGCCGAGGCGGGGGAGCCCUCAGCGCCUCAGCUGAUCCCCGAGAUGUGCGGGCCUAGAGUGAGACUGGGAAACCCGAGGCCAGAACCACAGCUGGGGGGCAGGACGAGCUGAGCAGAGCCCCCAGCAGCUGUCCACUGUAGGUUACAGGGGCCGGUCAACACCCAGUUUCCCUCUGAAACCCUUGAAGGGCCGCAUUUUAGGAGUAAAGUUGACAUCCUGAGGCGAAAGUGAAACAGUCCUGCUCCUCCAGGCAGCCAACUGGUAAUUUACUGGCCUGCUGGAGCACAGCCUAGCUUGCUUCAGAGACGAGGAACAGAGUCCAGGACCUUACAUGUUGACCACGGCUCCAUGUAUAGAGAAAUGAAGGCCGAAUGAAGAUAGACUCAAACACAAGCUUGUACAAUUUACAGAUGGAUUUUACGGCAGGGAAGAAGUAUUAUGGAAAUCAGCCUAGAGGAAAUGAUUCUGAAUAAAAACAUGGAGAGGAACGAGGUGCACGGGAGUGGGUAAAUGAAUGGUGACUGAGUGUUUAAAACAGUGUCCUGAGGGUGACAUGUGACCACAGGAGCUUUCCGGGCUGGGGAGGGGAGUGUUUAAUGAAUGACACAGUUACAAAGUUUUGCAUUGAUUUACAGUAGACUCUGAUGAAUUACUGAAGCACAUUGUAAUCUCUAGGGUAACUACUAAAGUAGGAAUGAAAGUAAUUAAAAAAUUAAUAGAACGGUGGAGUUCCCUCUGUGGCUCAGUGGUUAAUGAAUCCGACUAGGAACCAUGAGGUUGUGGGUUCGAUCCCCGGCCUUGCUCAGUGGGUUAAAGAUCUGGCGUUGCUGUGAGCUGUGGUGUAGGUUGCAGACGCGGCCGGGAUCCCACGUUGCUGUGGCUGUGGUGUAGGCCGGCGGCUACAGCUCCGAUUCAACCCCUAGCCUGGGAACCUCCAUACGCCGCAGGAGUGGCCCAAGAAAUGGCAAAAAAAAAAAAAAAAAAAAAAAAAAAAAAAAUUAAUAGAAUAGAACCGGAAUUCCCUUCUCAUGGCUUAGUGGUUAACAAACCUGACUAGGAUCCAUGAGGAUGCGGGAUGGAUCCCUGGCCUCGUUCAGUGGGUUAAGGAUCCAGCGUUGCCGUGAGCUGUGGUGUAGGUCACAGACACGGCUCAGAUCUGGCGUUUCUGAGGCUGUGGUGUAGGCUGGCUGCUGCAGCGCCAAUUGGACCCCUAGUCUGGGAACCUUCAUGUGCUGUGGGUGUGGCCCUAAAAAGCAAAAACAAACAAACAAACAGAAAAGUAAUGUUUUCAUUAGUUCAAAGCAAGAUAACUUAGGAGGACUAAAGGAAUAAAGGAGAGAUGGGACAGAGAAAAUAGCUGCAAGAUGGUAGACUUUAAUGUAUUUUAAUUACAUUAAAAACAAAUGGAGCAAAGAUAACGAUCUGAUAGAUAAUGAUUGUCAUACUGGAGGAAAAUCAGAGUCUUACCUGUGCUCAUUAGAAAGACAUACUUGAGGAGUACCCAUUGUGGUGGAGUGGAAACGGAUCCGACUCCUAUCCAUGAGGAUGCAGGUUCGAUCCCUGGCCCCACUCAGUGGGUUGGGGAUCCGGCGUUGCUGUGAGCUGUGGUGUAGGUCACAGAUGUGACUUGGAUCCUUUGUUGCUGUGGCUAUGGUGUAGGCCAGCAGCUACAGCUCCAAUUCGACCCCUAGACUGGGAACCUCCAUAUGCUGCAGGUGCCGCCCUAGAAAAACCAAAAAGGAUAUACUUAAAAUGUAAGAGCAUAGAAUGUAAAGGAGACACACCAUGCCAACUGAGAAAAUGAGUAUGAUUAUCUCACACAGUGGACUUUAAGACAAAAAAAUAUGAUCAGAAAUAAAGAGUGACGUUGCGGAGUUCCUGCCGUGGCUCAGCGAUAAUGAACUCAACUAGUAUCCAUGAGGACAUGGAUUUGAUCCCUGGCCUUGCUCAGUGGGUUAAGGAUCCAGUGCUGCCGUGAGCUGUGGUGUAGGUCACAGAUGUGGCUUGGAUCUAGCGUUGCUGUGGCUGUGGUGUAGGCCGGCAGCCACAGCUUCCAUUCGACCCCCUAGCCUGGGAACUUCCAUGUGCCGUGGGUGUGGCCCUAAAAAGAAAGACAAAAGAAAAAAAAAAAGUGACAUGAAAAUGAUAAAAGGAUAAAUUUAUCAGGAAUAUAUUACAUACCUAAAUUUGUGUGGAGCUGACAAAGCAAAAGCACUAGA